AUGAAUUAUUUGAAAGUGUUGAUUUGUGUAAUAAUUUUGCUCUUUCUUUACGCCCAAGAAUUAAAUGCAUCGCGAGGAAAGGAGAUAAUUGUGCUGCCAGAUUACGAUGACCUUUUUUGGCGAAAUGGUCUGUACAAGAUAAUUCUACCACAUGAAUAUGUAGACAAUAACAAUUUGGACGAAUCCCUUUUGCGCAUGAUUAAAAUUACAAGGAACAAAUUUAAAAAAAUAAAAAAAUCCAAAACAAGACUUCGAGAUAAUUGCUACCAUUUGGGCCUGCACCUUGGCUUGCGUAUUUUACACCAUCUUACAGUUUUAAGCCUUCGAAUGAUGAAUCUGCACAUGAAGAAGCAAGCCAGGCGUAGGAGUAAGGCGAAGAAUAAAAAUUUACCUCCACAUUAA
Molecule: messenger RNA, 402 nt
Organism: Plasmodium inui San Antonio 1
Lineage: Eukaryota; Apicomplexa; Aconoidasida; Haemosporida; Plasmodiidae
Exons: 2
Coding region: 1-402 (133 amino acids)
Source: RefSeq, a predicted model, not a curated record